Choloepus didactylus (southern two-toed sloth) is the source of this 1430-nucleotide messenger RNA. RefSeq names its product transmembrane protein 171 (gene TMEM171). The transcript has 5 exons. The record is from RefSeq and is a predicted model, not a curated record. Bases 373 to 1350 code for a protein of 325 amino acids. Lineage: Eukaryota; Metazoa; Chordata; Mammalia; Pilosa; Megalonychidae.
GGCCCUUGCUCCAGUGACCCGUCCUCGGGGCCGCAGGAGGGCCACUCAGCCGCUCCGCUACGCGGGUGCACCGGCCCCAGAGCGCGCUGUGGUCCAGGGCGCGGCAGCAGGAACGCGGGGACUCCGUUCCGCUUCAGGUGUCAAGGUGCGGAGCGCGGCCGGCGCAGCUAGUGCGGUGGUACGGCGGGAGGACGCGGAGCGGAGCUGGGGCCCGACCGGCAGCGCAGCCCCUGCUGAGCGCGAACGAGGCGGCCGGACGGCGCGCCCCGGUGCGGGCAGAGCGCAAGCAGGACGCGGCCUCAGAGCUUUUGAAACCAUCGGAGAGAAGGACUCACAUCCCAUCCCACUUUGGGGAAGGGGCCACUUCUCGCCAUGUCUUCCACUGCUGCUGCUGAGCCAGGUGGGGAGGAGUCAGACAGACAUGUCAGCAAGCUCAUUUUCUGCCUGUUUGUGUUUGGCAUCAUCCUGUUGUGUGUGGGAGUCCUGCUCUCCAUCUUUGGGUUCCAGGCGUGCCAACAUGGGACCUUCCCAGACUGUAGCAUGGUGCUGAAGGUCGCGGGACCCUCGUGUGCUGCUGUUGGUCUUGGCGCUGUCAUCCUGGCCCGCUCCCGGGCUCGACUUCAGCUCCGGGCCAGGCGGCGGCGGGGCAACAGGGAGGACGCCGACCAAGCCUUCAUCUGCGGAGAGAGCCGCCAGUUUGCCCAGUGCCUCAUCUUUGGGUUUCUGUUCUUGACAAGUGGCAUGCUGAUCAGCAUCCUGGGCAUUUGGGUCCCUGGAUGUGGCUCAGACUGGAUGCAGGAACCGCUGAAUGAGACAGACCCUGCCGAUGCUGAGCCCCGGAUCUGUGGAUUCCUGUCACUGCAAAUCAUAGGGCCCUUGAUUGUGCUCGUAGGAUUAUGCUUCUUUGUGGUUGCCCACAUUAAGAAGAGAAACAACUUGACCUCAGGCCAGGAGGCCUCUGAAAGUGAAGAGGGACAGACUCAGAGCAUGGAGCCCGUCCGGGUUACUGUAGGUGAUGCAGUGAUAAUAUUUCCGCCCCCUCCACCACCUUACUUUCCUGAGUCUUCAGCUUCUGCAGUAACUCGAGGUUCUGGGGCUAGCGCUUUGCUUCCGAAUGAAAAUCCACCUUCAUAUUACAGUAUUUUUAACUAUGGGACCCCAGCUCCUGAGGGCCCAGGCGUUGCUCUCGGUAGAGAUCACGAAUCCAUAUAUACUAUUUCUGGGACUAAUUCAUUCUCUGAGAUCUCACACCCUCCACAUCUUUCAUCUGAAUCACCUCCCAGGUAUGAAGAAAAAGAAAACACUGCGACUACAUCCUUGUCUCCAUCUCCCGAGCCUUCCCCACCAUGAGCCGUGGACUCCUGUUCAGUUUUAUAUAUAAUUGAAUAGUAUUUAAUUUGUUUUUUAAUUAAAAAAAAAAAAAAACACAA